Molecule: messenger RNA, 5850 nt
Organism: Manihot esculenta (cassava)
Lineage: Eukaryota; Viridiplantae; Streptophyta; Magnoliopsida; Malpighiales; Euphorbiaceae
Exons: 10
Coding region: 1-5349 (1782 amino acids)
Source: RefSeq, a predicted model, not a curated record
AUGGAAGUGAGAGAUUGUCCUCGGAUGGAAGCUAUUAUUAUUGAUGAAAGUGAAAACAGUAAUGAAGUAUUUGAGUUUGAGUUCAAUCCCUUGCGCUCCUUGAAUUUGAAAAAUCUUCCGAAUCUUAGAAAGUUUCACAGCAAAAUGAAGAUGCCAAAAAAAAUUGAGGAAUUUCUGUCAGAACGGGAGAGUGGUACUCACUUAUCACUUUUCAGUAGAACGGUUUCUUUCCCCAACUUGGAGCAUCUUCAAUUAGACUCAAUUAGUUGUGAAAAGAUAUGGCACGACCAACUUUCUGCAACUUCUUCAAAAUUAGAGAGUUUGUUUGUCAAUGAUUGCAACGAGUUGAACCAUUUAUUUACAACUUCAAUUGUUAAAAGACUCUUGCAGCUCAAAACACUUAAUAUUUCCUCUUGUACUUCCAUGGAAGAGAUAAUACUAACAGAGGAAUUUAUAGAACAGGAAGAUGAGAGGAUGAAUCAGAUACUCUUCCCUAAAUUGGAUAGGCUGACACUUCUGUAUCUUCCAAAGUUGAUUAGAUUCUGCACUGGAUAUCAAAUUGAAUUUCAAUCUCUUAGAUACUUGAACAUAAGCAGGUGCGAUGCAUUGAUGUGCUUGGUCCCUCAUACAGGCAUGAUGGAAAAACAAGAUAACACAGAGAUGAAUCAGAAUCAAAAUGAGAAUGCUGAAAUUCAAUCUCUCUUCAAUGGAAUGGUUAGUUUUCCUAACUUGGAGAGAUUGAGUAUCUCCGGACUAAAUGAGUUGAAAAGGAUAUGGCACAGUCCACUUGUGGCAAAUUCCUUCUUUAAACUAAAAUCAUUGAAUGUUUCUGAUUGCCAGAAAUUGAUGGCUGUUUUUCUAUCAAAUGACUUAGAAAGAUUCCGAAGAAUAGAGGAGUUGGAUGUGAGCCAUUGUGCUUCAUUGCAAGAGAUAUAUCAACUUGAAGGGUUCAAUGUUGAUGAAGCAUUUGAGUUGAGAAAAUUAAAUAUAAGUGGACUGGGAUCGUUGAAACAUGUAUGGAGGAAGGAUCCACAAGGAGUUUUCAGUUUUCAAAAUUUGAAAUCAGUUAAAGUUUCACGUUGUGACGUUCUAAACUAUCUGUUUCCAACCUCCAUUGCCGAGGGUCUUUUGCAACUUGAAGAGCUUACAAUAACUAGGUGUGGGGUUGAGAAGAUUAUUGCAAAGGCUGAAGAUGUGGAACAAGCCUCUUAUUAUUGUUUUAAAUUUCCUCGACUAACAUCCCUUGAACUUACAGAUCUAUCAGAAUUAAGGAGUUGGUAUCCAGGAACACACAUUUCUGAAUUGCAGAAAUUGACUAGUUUGAAGGUUCAUAAUUGUCACAAAAUAAUAAAAUUCAGUUUCCAAGAAAUAGAGGAAGAGGGCAGACGACCCCUACUUUUUUUGAAAAAGAUGAGUCCCAACUUGGAGGAAUUGACUUUAGAGCACAAGGACUUGAUUGAGAUACAGCAAGGACAAUUCUUUUCUAAACUCAAAAUGCUUACUUUGACCAACUUACAGAACAAAUCACGCCCUUUCAUAAUUGGUUUUCUUGAAAGAUUAUAUUCUGUGGAAACAAUUUUGGUACAAGGUCAUAAUACUUCAGAAGAGUUGUUCUCAUAUGAAGGACUUGUCGGAGAAGAAGAAGAACAUGCCAGGACACUUGCACGAGUGAAAAAUUUGAAGCUACAGAGCGUUUAUAAUUUAAAGCAUAUAUGGGAUCCAGACUCCGGACUGAAACCACUUCUUCAGUAUCUCGAGACUUUGACUGUAUUUGAUUGUGAUAGUUUGAUCAACAUAGCACCAUCCUCAUCAUCUUUCCAAAAUCUAGCAACUCUUGAAGUGAGGUACUGUGCAGGAUUGGCAAACUUGAUAACAGCGUCCACAGCCAAGUCCAUGGUGCAACUCACCAAAAUGACAGUACGAAGGUGCAAUAUGAUGACAGAAAUAGUGACCAGCGAUGGAGAUGAUCAUACAGAGGAUGAGAUUAUUAAUUUCGACAAACUGAAAUUUUUGGAACUUGAUGAUCUGCCUCAUCUCAUCAGCUUUUGCUCCGGCAAUAAUGCCUUCAAUUUUCCAGCUUUAGAAAAUGUUACCGUCAAUAGAUGCUCCCGGAUGAAGAUUUUUGCUUUCGGACUUCUAAAUACACCAAAACUACGAGGAAUACUCCUGGGAGAUCAACAGCAUUGGGAGGGAAACCUUAAUGCAACACUAGCAGAAAUGACAUUUUGCCAAUAUUUUAAAGCAUCCGAAUUUCCUGAGCUCUGGCAUGAUGGGAUGCAAGGGAGACUCCUACGCAAUGUAAAAAGGCUUAUGGUGGAUAAAUGUGCAAUGUAUAACAAAGCUAUACCAUCCAAUGUACUGGUGUUUUUAAACAAGUUGGAAAAGCUUGAGGUGAAAGGUUGUGAUUCAGCAGAUGUAGUAUUUGAUUUGGAAGGGCUAUCUGCUGAUGAUGGGCUGCUUCCCCAACUAUGUGAAUUGAAAUUAACAAGUCUGCCAAUGUUGAGACAUUUAUGGACUAAGGAGCCUCAGGGAAUUUUGGAGUUCAAGAACCUAAGGUUGCUCCAAGUUGGAAACUGUAGCAGCUUGACGUAUAUAUUUACCGAGUCUAUAGCAUUGUGCCUCUUGCAACUUGAAAAGAUAGAGAUAUACAAUUGUAAGAUGAUUGAAGGAAUCAUAGAAAAGGAGGAAGCAGCUGAUAAGAUGAUAUUAUUGCCUUCAUUGAAAUCUGUAGUCCUUAAAUGUUUGCCUAGAUUUUCCAGAUUGUGUUCAGGAUGGAGUAAUGUGGAAUGUCCAUUGUUGGAGGAGAUGAGCAUACAUGAAUGCCCAAGCUUAAAGAAUAUCUUUGUCACACAGACACUAGUGAACACAAUUGAUGAGGUUCAUAGACCUUUUCAGAUGUUUCCAAAUUUGGAAAAGUUUUCGUUAGACAAGAAGUCUACCAUAACCAUACUUGGAUUUCAAUUUCCAACAGGCUUCUUUUCCAAAGUAAAAGUUCUUGAAUUGAGUUUCUUUCUAAACAAAUAUCAUGUUCCUCUGUUUAGUUUACUUCCAAUAUUCUCCAAUCUUGAAAGAUUUGAAGUUCUUGAUUCUUCUCUCAACGAGCUACUUCCAUUUGAAGGACUGGUUGGUAACCAAGAAGAUAUCACUACAAUUCCACAGAUAAGAGAUUUGAAGCUUAAAAAUCUUCUUGAUUUGAAGCAUAUAUGGAAUCCAGAUGGCCAACUGCAUGACCCAUUAUUUCAGUCUCUUGAGACUUUUGAGAUAGAGUCUUGUGGAAAUUUGAUUGUUUUAGCACCAUCCUCUGUGUCUUUGGGAAAUCUGAAAACUCUCCACGUAUAUCGAUGCAACACAUUAGCAAUUAUUUUUACAUCAGCCGCAGCCAAAAGUAUGGUACAACUUGAGACAUUGAUUGUAAGAUCUUGCAAUAUGUUGACCGAAAUAAUAGGAGGUGUUGAAGAGGAUGGAUCAACUGAUGAGAUUGUUUUCAGUAAAAUGAAAACAUUAAAACUUGAAGAUUUACAGAACCUCACAGGCUUCUCCUUGGGCAGUUACACUUUCAAUUUCCAAUCUUUAGUACAAGUGAAUGUUUUUAGAUGCCCCAAGUUGAGGAUUUUCACUGUCCGCCCGCUGAGCGCACCAAAGAUACAUGGUGUAUUCACAGGCAAAAGACUCAUUCCAACAUUUCAUUGGGAAGGCGAUCUCAAUGCGACCAUUGAACAGAUUUACAUGAAAUAUAUUGGAUUUAAAGGGAUAGAUGAUAUUCAACUCUCCAACUUUCCCAUGCUGAAAGAAAAAUGGCAUGGCCAAUUUCCAUUCGAGAACUUGGAGUACUUGAGAAAAUUGGUGGUGGACGAGUGUGCAUUUUUCUCAAAUGCCAUAUCAUCAAAUCUACUAAAGCACUUGCACUUGUUAAAAAAGCUGGCCGUAGAAAGAUGUGAUUCAGUAGAAGAGCUGUUUGAAUUAGAAGGGCUAAAUGCUGAUGAAGGUGAGGUUGGGUUAUCAAAGUCUCUAGGAGAAUUGAGGUUAAUUGAUUUGCCUAGAUUGAGGCAUGUGUGGAACAAGGAUCCUCAAGGAAUUUUGAGCUUUAGAAACCUAACAUUGUUGAAAGUUGAGAAUUGUAGCAGCUUGACUAAUAUUUUUACUCUGUCCAUGGCUUCGGGUCUUCUAAAGCUCAAACAUUUGGAAUUGAAAAGAUGUAAUUUGGUGAAACAUAUCAUCACAAAAGAAGCAGAAGAGGAAAUAGCAAAGGAUAAUACCAUAUUUCCAUCAAUGGAGACCAUGAGUCUAGAGUGUUUGCCUAACUUGUCAAGUUUUUAUUCUGCAAGCGAUGUUCUGAAAUGCCCAUCCUUGAAAAGAAUUGAGAUGGUUGGCUGUCCAAACAUGGAGCUAUUAGCUUCUAAAGUUUGCAAAGAACAUGAUCUAAGCAUGAUUGCUGAGGGAAAUGGAGAAAGAAUUGCGGCCUCUUCUGGCGGGAAGGUUGUCAUCCCAAGUUUAGAAGAAUUAAGAGUGGAAUGUAACACCAUAAAGAAUCUGUGUUCUCAAACAUCUCAAGCUGAUUUCUUGUGUGGACUGAAAGGCAUUGAGUUGACAUGUAUUUCUAGUGACUCUACACUUUUGCCAUCUCAGUUCUUUGAAAGUUUACCCAUUCUGGAAAAGCUUGUUCUGAGUGAUACUUCUUUCGAAGAUAUCAUUUUCUGUGAAGAGAUUAUUGGCGAGGAAAUACAUCCUCAAUCACUUGUGAAAUUGAAAGAACUAAGUUUGUCUAAACUGCCAAGGCUCAAGCAUCUCAGGGACGCCAAACUACUCUCAGUUUUCCAAUCUCUGGAGACUUUAAAUGUAAUGGAAUGUGGUAGAUUGCAAGUGUUAGUGGCAUCCUCUGUUUCUUUCCAAAAUUUAACAGCGCUGCAGGUAUCAAAUUGCCAAGGUCUAGUAAAUUUGUUGUCUUCUUCAACAGCGAGAAGUCUUGAACGAUUUGAAAAAAUUAAGAUAGAGGAAUGUGAACUGAUACAAGAAGUCAUAGUGGCUGAAGUAGAUAAAGAAGAACAAGAGAAUGAGAUUUGCUUCAACCAACUGAAAUAUUUGGAACUUCGACGUCUACCAAGUCUCUCUAGCUUCUGCUCUGGGAAUUUGACCUUUAAUUUCCCAUGUUUGGAAGAAGUGAUCCUUGUAGAAUGCCCCAAUAUGAAGAUUUUUGCUCAAGAAGUAAGCACGCCGCAGCUAUGGAGAGUUCAAACAGGAGAACGUAAAUAUGAAUGGGAGUGGGGAGGCAGCCUUAACAACACCAUUCAAGCACUAUUUAAGGAAAAGAAAGCUGAAGAGACGGAGAUAGGCCAGUGUUCAUAUGGUUGAGGUUGAAUAAGGCCAAUGUUCAUAUUCUAUUUCACCAACUUGCUUGACUGCUAUAUUUCUUCUCAUUCAAGAAAAUGAUGAAAAAUGAAGAUUUGGUGAAAAAUAGCCUAAAAUGCAUGAAAAAUUGAUUUCGUCGAAGUGAUUUUCUAACUCCAACUAGAGAAAAAGGUGUUUAGCCACUCAUGGUGUGCAAAGAAUACAUAAAAAGAAAAGAAGAAAAUGAGAAAAUAUUGUGCUGCUGAUACUUUCUGCCGAAACUAGGAUGAUGUUGCUGCUGCCUUUUUAUAGAUGCAAAAACCCUAGAUUGUCCUUUAUGAGAUGAAACUCCUUUUAUAGGCGAUUUGACCCGUGCUUUGGACAAAUCAAUUUUGGCAUAUCAAAACUUGAGUUUUGGCUUCUACUUCCAUCCACUUGUGCAACUUCCUUGAUCAUUCUGAGGUUGAUUUGUUAAACUUCUAUUUUUUCAGUAUUUAUGCAAUUUGUUCAUGUGCUAUUAGAAUC